AUUUUCCCGUCACUUUCAACGCAUGUGAUGAAACAUUGAAAAGUGUUGCUUAUCGCAAUGAUGAGCUAAUGAAAUACAUACACGUAUAUCCAACACUUACAUUCACAUUUGGAGAAUUGUCACCUGAGUUGACAGGAGGGCUGAGGACGCCAUGGAGUCCAUGGACUGUGACAGCGACCCAGAUGUCACCUCUCCACAUUCCCCAAUGCAGCACUCAGGCUGGGAAUCUUGUCAGAGAGCUGUCUCCUACAUCAGCACCAUCACUGCUUUUAGGAGGAGCCCUGUUUCUUCUAACACUCAGCCAAACAACCCCCUAGUCCCUCAACCCGUUGCCAUGGUAACUCAAGACAAAUUUGAGGACCAGUUCCAGUCAAACUUACAAACUCCAGAAUCAAGAUGGAGUAAAUGCAGGAAUGUCUUUUCUGCUAUGAAUUCAUUCUCUGGAUUCCGUGCACAGCAGGUGCUAUCUCCAAAGGAGAGUGAAAAGAGCAUGGAAGGUUUUUCAGAUGGGGAGGAUGAUAGACAGGUUACCAUGGUAACUAACUCUAUUCCUAGGUUCCAAGACAUUGCUCAGAACAUGAAUCCAUGUUCAUCAGGGAACAUGUCAGGAUCAGUGGCUUCCUUUUUGGGGGGGUUGAUCUCAAAAGCAUCUACAGAUAAUUCAGAACCUGGUAUGAAUAUUGGAUUAAUUGAUCAUGAUACAAUUUUGGGAAAUGGAGAAAAUAAAAAGGAAACAUAUUACUCGGAAAGUCUCAUACUGUCUAAACGACACAGCAUGCCUUUCUGCUCACCGGCACGAUCAAGUCCAAAACGGUUGUCUCUGGAACCAAAGAGUGAUAGAAAGGGCAAACACACUUCACUGCCUCCGCCAAAAAUGCCAAGACUCUCAGAAAACGUCCAAAAAGCUCACAGUGCCAGUCCCCUUCGUUCUCUAUGCAAACCUUCCACUGCCAAGCUAAGAAAAACAACCCAUCACACACCCCACACUACAUCAGAUCCUUCAUCUAAAAGUCAUAAAGUGACAUUGAAGUCCUUCCUAGUGUUCAACAUCUUUGUUGGCGUUUGUCUUUCAUUGUACACUUUAAAAGUGAUUCAGUCAACUUGCUCAACCUUUGCCAACUUUGAUGUCAAUGACCUCAAGACAGAUUUGAGGUCAAAUGUGUAUGGACAGCAUCUUGCAACAGAGAUCAUACCUGACCUCAUUGACAGAUAUUUGAAAGAAGUUCACCAAAGAUCAGCACCGAAACCUCUUGUGAUAUCCAUUCAUGGAUGGACUGGCGUUGGAAAGAAUUAUGUCAGUAAAAUUGUGUCUGAUUUCUUUUCGUACACAACAGUAAACAAGCUAUUAGUUCCACUUCAUUUUGCUCACGGCUCCCAAGACGAUGUUUAUGCUCAACAAAUUCCAGAAUGGAUUGAAACAAACAUCACUCGAUGUUACGUUAAUUUUGUGAUAUUUGAUGAAAUGGACAAAGCAUCGAAUGGUGUUCUCCAAGGAUUGAAUGAAUCUGUCAACAGGAUUGUCAAUCAAAAUGCUACUGACACACCUGUGAUAUUUCUCUUACUCAGCAAUUCCAAAGGGGCUGAAAUUAACAAGCAUGUAUUUCAAUUGCUGUCAGCUGGUCGUCACAGACAUGACAUUGCUAUUGAUGACUUUUCUCAGGUGUUUCAUACAAAGAAGCCACUCUGGUACACAGAAUUUGUUCCACAGAAAGUGAUAGAUGUCUUAGUCCCUUUCUUGCCGUUAGAAAAGCAACAUACUGUGCAAUGUAUUAAAAGGGACAUAGUUAAAAAAGGUCUGAAUGUGGACAGAAAGGCUGUAGUCGAUGUUGUUCAAGAAAUGUCAUUUUUCAAGCUGAAUUCAGGGAAAGAAUUCUCUCAUACUGGUUGCAAACGUGUGUCUGACAAAGUCGAUUUAAUUUACAGUGCCUUUGACGAAAAUUAAUUAACUUUAACUAGACUCAGGCUUUAGACUACAUUUACUAGAAGCGCAGAGGCCUGUUAAGAUCCUGGUUAGAAUUGGACUUCAGCAACCCAUGCUUGAUGUCAGAGGCGACUAACGGGAUUGGGUGGUAAGGCUUGCUGACUUGGUUGAUGCAUGUCAUCAUAUCCCAAUUGC
Molecule: messenger RNA, 2116 nt
Organism: Haliotis rufescens (red abalone)
Lineage: Eukaryota; Metazoa; Mollusca; Gastropoda; Lepetellida; Haliotidae
Product: torsin-4A-like
Exons: 2
Coding region: 152-1942 (596 amino acids)
Cellular component (GO): endoplasmic reticulum lumen; nuclear envelope
Molecular function (GO): ATP binding; ATP hydrolysis activity
Source: RefSeq, a predicted model, not a curated record